Mangifera indica (mango) is the source of this 1379-nucleotide messenger RNA. Its product is annotated as kinase-interacting family protein-like. The transcript is spliced from 4 exons. Lineage: Eukaryota; Viridiplantae; Streptophyta; Magnoliopsida; Sapindales; Anacardiaceae. Bases 212 to 1237 code for a protein of 341 amino acids. Gene Ontology annotation, molecular function: actin binding. The record is from RefSeq and is a predicted model, not a curated record.
ACAUACAUAAAAUCUCCAUUUUCUUCCAAAUACUUGCUUCAAUCUCUCCACUCCCCAAACUCCAACCCAAACUCUCUUUCAAAUUCUUCCCUCCUUCCUCUUUGCAGCCUUCUUUGUUCUCUCUUCAAUUAGGGCUCUUCCUUUCAUCUCCCAACGAAGUCACUCGCAGAUUAUUUCUCGAGAUCUGCGCUGUAAUUAUUUGAUACGGUCCAUGAUGUCGGAGGGCGAUCAGACGAUGGAGAAAGCUGCAUCAAAUCAAUCUCCUCCUUCGAAAAUCUCCUCCACAAAUCCUCCCUGGCUUCUUCCGGGCCUUGCAGAUGUUGAUGAAAGAAUGAAAAAGUUGCUGACAAUAAGCGCUUCUGAAGAAGAGAAAGCCGGUGAAACUUUUGCUGAAAGAGCUGAAUGGUACUAUCAGAAGCGCCCUCAGCUUCUGUCUCUUCUCAAAGACUUAUACAAAGGGUACAUAAUCUUGCUCAACACAAAACUCAAGCACCCACCUCAGAAAAAUGCUUCUGAAUGCAGCACUUUUGAUGAGGAAGAUCAGUAUGAAUCAGACAUAGAGAGCACCGUUUCUUUCCAACAACCAGCGGCUCAAAGCUGGACUAACAUUGACAACAUUGUGGCUGAGCUUGUGGUGAAGAAUGUUGAGAAUGAAAUGCUGCAAAACCAAGUGAAUGAGAUGGAGCAAGUGGGGAAUGAAUCAGGGAAGAAGAUAGAGUUGUUGAAGAAGCUGCUUGAGUUGUUGGAAUCUGAGAGGGUUAUAUUGAUGAAUGAGAAGGUGAAGUUGGAAUACAAAGUAGAUUCUUUGGAGGAGGACAAGAGAAGUUUGGCUUCGGAGGCGAUGUUCAUGAAGAGAAAAGCCUGUGAGCUUGCUCGGAUUGUGCUGAGAAUGAGGGAGGAUCAUAGAGUUUGUAUUUUGAGUCAAAAGAUUGAGGAUCUUCAGGAGCAAAUUUAUGGGUUGGAGAAGAGGAACAAGGAAUAUUACAACAUGCUACUGAACAACAGAAAGCAUCAGCAAGAAGAGAAAGAGAUGAUGAACAGAAGCAAAAGCAGUAAGGUGGUGACUUUGGAAGGGAGUUUUCAGUCUCCUGAUAAGCUCAAGUUGAACAAGUCAAAAAGUGCUUUGUGGAAAAGUGAUUCUGUGAAGGGAGCUGGUGGAAAGAAGGGGUCAAAGUGGUGGGAAAAGGUGAAAAAUGUGGACUUGUUCAGUUGUGGCCUCAAUCCAAGUUGUACUUGAGUUGUUGCUGCAAAGUUUCUUCCACUAGACUAUUUGGCUAUGAAUAGUUUAUGUUCUAUAUGAAGAUUAUAUCUUGUCCUUUAUGUUCAAGUUCAACUCUAUUAGAAGACUGAUAUAUUCCUAAUGAUGAACUAUUUACAUA